This is a messenger RNA of Arabidopsis thaliana (thale cress), 2847 nucleotides long. Its product is annotated as putative disease resistance protein. Gene Ontology annotation, molecular function: ADP binding; GTP binding. The transcript is spliced from 2 exons. Lineage: Eukaryota; Viridiplantae; Streptophyta; Magnoliopsida; Brassicales; Brassicaceae. Bases 1 to 2847 code for a protein of 948 amino acids. The record is from RefSeq and is marked reviewed.
AUGGGAAAUAAUUUCUCAGUUGAAUCUCCAUCUUUGGCGCCGUUCCUGUGUGGGAAACGCAAGUAUUUAUACAACCUGGAGAGAAAUCUAGAGGCUUUGCAUAAAGUAAUGCAAGACCUCAACGCAAUGAGAAACGAUCUGUUGAAGAGGCUGUCGAAAGAGGAGGAGAUAGGUCUACAAGGGCUACAAGAAGUCAAAGAGUGGAUUUCAAUGGUGGAAGAGAUUGAACCUAAAGCCAAUCGGCUGCUUGAUGAAAGUGUCUCUGAAAUUCAGAGACUAUCAAGGUACGGCUAUUGUUCUCUGAUCCCUGCGUCGACCUAUCGUUACAGUGAAAAGGUACUUACGACUAUGGAAGGAGUUGAAACUCUGAGAUCUAAGGGAGUCUUCGAAGCUGUCGUUCACAGAGCUCUUCCGCCUCUUGUGAUAAAGAUGCCUCCAAUUCAACUUACUGUUUCUCAAGCAAAGUUGCUUGAUACGGCAUGGGCUCGUCUAAUGGACAUAAAUGUUGGGACUUUGGGUAUUUAUGGUAGGGGUGGAGUAGGCAAAACCACCCUUCUUACUAAACUCAGAAACAAGUUACUUGUAGAUGCAUUUGGUCUUGUGAUCUUUGUUGUUGUGGGGUUUGAAGAGGUCGAGAGCAUACAGGAUGAAAUUGGUAAAAGAUUAGGCCUCCAAUGGAGAAGAGAAACCAAAGAGCGCAAGGCAGCUGAAAUAUUGGCAGUCUUAAAGGAGAAGAGAUUUGUGUUGUUACUGGAUGGCAUACAGAGGGAAUUGGAUCUUGAGGAAAUUGGAGUUCCUUUUCCCAGCCGAGAUAAUGGAUGCAAAAUUGUAUUCACCACUCAAUCUCUGGAAGCAUGUGACGAAAGCAAGUGGGUUGAUGCUAAGGUAGAAAUUACAUGUUUGAGCCCGGAAGAAGCAUGGGAUUUGUUUCAAGAGACUGUCGGAGAGAACACGUUGAGAAGUCAUCAAGACAUACCUAAGCUCGCAAGAGUAGUUGCUAGUACAUGCCGUGGUUUGCCCCUUGCUCUUAAUCUCAUUGGUGAGGCCAUGUCAGGAAAAAGGACUGUACGCGAAUGGCGUUACACAAUUCAUGUCUUGGCUUCAUCCACAGCCGAAUUUCCAGAUAUGGAAGAUGGGACUCUUCCCAUUUUAAAGUCUAUCUAUGAUAAUAUGAGUGAUGAGAUCAUCAGGUUAUGCUUCCUUUAUUGUGCUCUGUUUCCAGAAAAUUUGGAUAUAGGAAAAGAAGAUCUGGUAAACUACUGGAUAUGCGAGGGAAUCCUUGCAAAAGAAGAUAGAGAGGAAGCUGAGAUCCAGGGAUAUGAAAUUAUCUGUGAUUUGGUUAGGAUGCGAUUGUUGAUGGAGAGUGGAAAUGGAAAUUGUGUAAAGAUGCAUGGUAUGGUUCGUGAAAUGGCCUUGUGGAUAGCAUCUGAACACUUUGUUGUGGUAGGCGGUGAGAGAAUACAUCAGAUGCUAAAUGUCAAUGACUGGCGGAUGAUUAGAAGAAUGUCAGUGACGUCUACUCAAAUUCAGAAUAUAUCAGAUUCUCCCCAGUGUUCCGAGCUUACAACCCUGGUCUUUCGAAGAAACCGACACUUAAAAUGGAUCUCAGGUGCUUUCUUUCAGUGGAUGACAGGACUUGUAGUCUUGGAUCUAUCAUUUAAUAGAGAACUUGCUGAGUUGCCGGAAGAAGUUUCAAGCCUGGUGUUGCUGCGGUUUCUCAACUUAUCAUGGACAUGUAUAAAAGGAUUGCCCCUUGGUUUAAAAGAGCUUAAGAGUUUGAUACACUUGGAUUUGGAUUACACAUCUAAUCUUCAAGAAGUUGACGUGAUAGCAAGUUUAUUGAAUUUGCAAGUACUGAGAUUAUUUCAUUCUGUUUCUAUGGAUCUCAAGUUAAUGGAGGAUAUCCAACUUUUGAAGAGCCUGAAAGAGUUGAGUCUAACAGUGAGAGGAUCUUCUGUUUUGCAGCGGUUACUAAGUAUCCAGCGAUUAGCAAGUUCUAUCCGACGUUUACAUCUAACUGAAACUACAAUAGUCGAUGGAGGAAUAUUAUCGUUGAAUGCUAUAUUCAGUCUUUGUGAGCUUGAUAUUUUGGGAUGUAAUAUCCUGGAGAUAACCAUUGAUUGGAGAUGCACCAUCCAAAGGGAAAUAAUUCCUCAAUUCCAGAACAUACGCACAAUGACUAUUCAUCGGUGCGAAUAUCUUAGAGACUUGACAUGGUUGCUAUUAGCCCCGUGUCUUGGUGAGCUAAGUGUAUCUGAAUGUCCGCAAAUGGAAGAAGUAAUAAGCAAAGAUAAAGCUAUGGCCAAGCUGGGUAAUACGAGUGAGCAGCCCUUUCAAAAUCUAACUAAGCUCGUCUUAGAUGGUUUACCUAAACUGGAGAGCAUCUACUGGACUCCUCUACCCUUCCCAGUUCUGGAAUAUUUAGUGAUAAGGCGUUGUCCAGAGCUGAGAAGACUUCCAUUCAACUCUGAGAGCACUAUAGGAAAUCAAGUUGAAACGAUAAUUGAGGAGCAAGUGAUAAAAAUAGUUGAAUGGGAGGAUGAAGCUACAAAACAACGUUUCUCCCAUUUCAAUAACAGAGACUUUGUACAGAUGGCUGAAGAUCCGAAGAUGGAUGGUUUGACAUCGGAGUCACAUCCAAUUCAAACCAUAGACCUGGUCGGGACUACAGGAAGUGGAGAAACUGCCACUGCAAACAACAUCCAAGGAAAGAAGGUGGUCCAAUCGGGAACACACGCAACUGUUGUUACCAUGGAAUGCCAGACAUAUAAAGUUUUCACACCAGAUUGCCCCAUCAACAAUAUGAUUGACACUCCUGGUACGAAUUUCCUUUUAUGUUAUACCUAA